UGUGUGUUAUACGUUGUGGUCAUUUUUUGUUCUGAAAACGAAAUGUACAAAUUUAUAAUCAUUUUUUCUUUAAUCUUAUUCAGUGCAAUAAGAAGAUGUUCGUGUGAAAAUGUUCAAAUAAUUAAUGGUAACAAAACAACACGUGAAAAUUAUCCAUGGAUUGUCUCAAUAAAUACCGCGAGUAAGAUUCAUUGGAUUAUUUGGUACACGUGUUCAGGAACGCUAAUUUCUAAAAAGUGGGUGAUUACGAGCGCACAUUGUUAUGAAAACCGUUGGUAUCCAGUUUAUCAAUUUAUUAGAGCCGGAUCCGACCUUCCCGAGUCGGAUGGUGUGUGGUCUUUUAUAGACACAUGGACUAUACAUCCUGAUUAUGACUCAGAAACUGCUAAAAACGAUGUUGCUUUGAUUCUUUUAAGCUCGGAACUUGAAGAGUCGAACAAAAUAUGUUCAAUUGAAAUGAUAAAUCAGGGAUACGUAAUAGAAGAUGGUCUAGAAGUAAGAACAGCAGCAUUUGGUAAAACCUGUGACGAAUGCAAAAUAAGCCAACAACUAUUCGAACUUGUUCAAACAACAUGCACACCAGUUGAAAGAGAAAAAAGUGAAUUUGAUGAUGGAACAGGAGGGACUGUAAUGUGUUCUAUUGAUAAACAAGAGAAAUCUACGAUUUGUAAUGGUGAUUCCGGCGCUGGAUUCACCUUUACCCAUUUUCACAAAAACAUCCUUUUGGGAGUAAUAAGCCACACAACUCCCAAAAAUUGUAAUCCUGCUUUUCCGGUGUUCUCAGCAUCCAUAUCAAUACAUAGGGAAUGGAUAAAAAAUAAAACGGGCAUUUAAAAUCUAGCUACAACAAAACAAAAUUAAAACAACAAUCUAGCUUGAAAAUUACAAGUGCUUACCGAUGUAUGUUCUUACCAGUGUUUUAAUUUAAUUUAUUCAAUAAAUUUUUGGUGUUUUGAUGUUGAA
Messenger RNA from Contarinia nasturtii (swede midge), 963 nucleotides. RefSeq names its product chymotrypsin-like protease CTRL-1. Gene Ontology annotation, molecular function: serine-type endopeptidase activity. The record is from RefSeq and is a predicted model, not a curated record. The coding region runs from base 43 to 834 and encodes 263 amino acids. Gene Ontology annotation, biological process: proteolysis. The transcript has 2 exons. Lineage: Eukaryota; Metazoa; Arthropoda; Insecta; Diptera; Cecidomyiidae.